AUGGAAGCUUAUAAAAAAGUUUCUAAUAAGCUAUUACUCACUACUACUACUACUACUACUUGUCACCCUCCUAAGAGAAUCCAUUUUUUCAUUGUUAGCUCACUAGCCACCAUAUUGUUCAUCCUCAUAAUCUACAUAGAUAGCUAUAACAGCCUUCUUUCAAGUCUUAAUUCCCCUUAUUAUCUUCACUUUAAGGGCUACGAAGUUCUCAUAGCGCCAAAAUCAACUCAUCAUCAUCGUGAAGAAAACUAUGGCAAAGAUGAUGAGGAGGCAGACUACGUCGACCAUUUGAUUAUUCCUCCCGAAAACAUCACAACGCUAGAAGAAAGACUCAUUUGGUUCCGGCGAAAGCUGCCGGAACUCAGUCUCCUCCACUCGAACAACUCGACUCGGCGGUUCCACGGCCGUGUUGUAGAGUUCCUCGGCGGCAGUAGUGGCUGCACCAUGCAGUUCUUCAUGACGUGGCUUUCUCCAGCUAAGUCGUUCGGUCGGAGAGAGCUAUGGAGCUUGGAAACUCUAUUCAAAGCUCAUCCCAAAGCUUGUUUGGUAAUCGCAUCACCAAGUCUUGACUCAGUCAAAGGCUACAGAAUCUUGAAACCGCUGUUCGAUAGAGGUUUGAGGAUUCUAGCCGCGGAGCCAGAUUUGCCGUUCUUGGUCAAAAACACCCCAGUCGAAGCUUGGCUCGAGCAAAUGAAGACCGGGACCAAAGACCCUGGUUCCAUCCCCUUGUCCCAAAACCUGUCGAACUUGAUGAGACUCGUGAUGUUGUACAAAUACGGCGGCGUUUAUCUCGACACGGACGUGGUUGUUUUGAGGGACUUCACGGAGCUGAGAAACGCCAUUGGAGCUCAGAGCGUGGACGCCGUGUCGAAGGAGUGGACGAGACUAAACGGCGCCGUAAUGGUGUUCGACGUAAACCACCCUCUUUUGGUUGAUUUCAUGAAGGAAUUUGCGUCGAGUUUCGACGGGAACAGGUGGGGGCACAAUGGGCCGUACUUGGUUUCGAGGGUUAUAGAGAGAGUUAAAGAAAGAUCAUCAUCAUCAUCAAUGGCGGCAUCGUCGACGUUGAGUCGUUCUAGCUUUGUGGUUUUGCCUCCGAAGGCGUUUUACCCGGUGACGUGGCAUAGGAUAGAGAGGCUGAUGAAGAAGCCGGCGAACGAGUCGGAGAGUAGGUGGGCGGAGAGAAGGAUAAGAGAGCUCAACGACGGUGGAACCUACGCCGUACACCUAUGGAGACGGCAGAGCAUGGAAUCGGUGAUUGAAGAAGGAAGCGUUGUGGCACGAUUGGUCUCAUAUCACUGUCUCCUUUGCAACAAUAAUUAA
Molecule: messenger RNA, 1323 nt
Organism: Humulus lupulus (European hop)
Lineage: Eukaryota; Viridiplantae; Streptophyta; Magnoliopsida; Rosales; Cannabaceae
Exons: 1
Coding region: 1-1323 (440 amino acids)
Source: RefSeq, a predicted model, not a curated record